AGAAGUUUGAGUUUGUGUGCUUACUAGCAACCACUUUCAGCGUUUCUGCAAAGCUAGAGAAGGUAUCUUCUAAUUUAAAUGUCUUUAAGAAUUAUCUAUUGCGUAAUAUACUGUCAACAGGAGGUCAGUUUUAAAGGAAUACUACUGAUAGCCUGAAAGACUGUGGAAAAGAAAUUAUUUUUCCCCCUUACACACUGAUAGUUCUUGUAUUUGCAUUCCUGAAAUUCAUAUAUAUUUUUCAAAAAAAAAAAACCAUUGGAUUAGCAGCAAGAGAGUUGAAAAUGGCAGAAGUUGGGAAUGACUGCUAUUUCUUUUUUAAUUCCACAUGCAUAAAGGGUUCCCAGUGCCGAUUCCGACACUGUGAAGAGGCCCUUGGCAGUGACACUGUGUGCUCAUUAUGGAGAGAGAGGAAAUGUUUAGAUCCACUUUGCAGAUUUAGACACAUGGAAAUGCAGCAAAACUGCAGCAUUUCAUGCUUCUGGGAAACUCAGCCUCUUGGUUGUGUGAAGAUCAGCUGUAUCUUUUAUCACAGCAAACCUCGAAAUAUCAAUGGAUUAUUUUUGCCACCAAGUAGCAAUAUCACACUACAGAAAGAAAUUCAGGAAGGAAUUCCACUCCAGUCCCAGAGUCAAGAACCUCUGAAACCUCAGGAAAAUAUAUCACGACCCAUCCACCAUCCUUUAGUUUUAAAAACUAAUUUUGAGGAAGAAGAGGAAGUAGAUGAACAAAAUGAUGCUUCUAGUUUAUGGACAAAGACCCCUGAAGAAAUUGAAGAAAAAAGAGCAAUAAAGGAGAUGUGUUAUAAAUCUGGGGAAUACUACAGAUUUCAUACUCCUCCAGAUAUUUUGUCAUCAAAAAGCAUGACACCUACAGCAGAAAAACAGUUAGAAAAGCCUUUGGAAAAUGGCAGUGAAUUGCAAGAAGGAGAUAGUCUUACAGUUCCGACAAAACUUAGCCAAUAUGAAAGGCAAGGUGAAAUAAAAACAUCAUUGCAUGGGAAACCAAAGACUGACAUUGCUGCUUUUGAAAAUGGAGGAGGUGACUGUUAUGUUCCACAGAGGGUCAUAUUUCUUGGAGUCGAUGAAAGUGAAGCUUUAACUGAAGAGAAAGAAAUCACCAUAUCAAAAUGUUCAAAUACUAAAGUGAAUGAUGUCCAGCCAGUGAAGAAGCCUCAUUUUAAAGGUGUGAAGAAAAGAAAAUGGAUUUAUGAUGAACCACAGAACUUUCCUAACUCUGGAAUGCAGAGAGCAGUACAGGCCCCAAGACCCCAAAAUAAAAUGAGUUAUCACCGCAAUAAUAAAAAUCGAAAUGCGGAGAAUGCAUCCUAUAUCCACGUUCAAAGAGAUGCUGUCAGGACUGUCGCGUUGAAUGCACCUUCCCGCAGCAGGCCCACGCAUGGGUCCUACAAUAAAGUCCAUGCUAACAGGGAACCCAAACCCAACCUCAGUCCAGGUGAGGUCCUUUGUUGAUGUGGUUUACUCUUGUCUGUGGUUUGCAUUCCCAUGGAAUUUCUUGACAGCUUGGCUAAACUUCACUACUACUUACUCCCCUCUUCUUUACCCUGGCCAUCACCACCAUAGAAACUAGUGAGAGGAUUUCUUCCAUGUGCAGUCCUGCACAUGAUUUAAAGGAUAUGGAAGAAAACUCAUGUUGUGUGCAGAUGACUUCAGAUUGCACCUCCCUAGAGUUUUUUUCUCAGAGCACUGCACUUUGUUCCUCCAGGACAGCUUCAUGUCACUCAGGAGGACUGUUUUUGAAUGGCUGACAUUUUCUUGUUCCACUAACUGCAUUGUUCAAUUUUCACUGUCAGGCUAGUGCCUUGACUUUUCUGUAGGCCUUCAUGAUUAUUUUCUGAAAGGGUUGGUUUGGGGAUUAACUGCCAUAUUUUUGACAACCUCUCAUCUCUCUCACCAUGGAUAGAUUGCUUCUAAAUCAUUUCAUCAUGUAAUAGGCAAAGUCAUAGUAUAUGUCAGGAAGUACAAGGUUACAGGGGAGAAGAGAACCGAAUCUCUUUAUCUCUUUUUCUUCCUAUGUCUCAGAUGGAUUUUGUUCUUUUGAAGUUGGGUUUCAGUUCUCUAAACUUAACAAAAUGCUGCUCAAUUCUAUAUGAUUUCAUGUUUGUAUUUUUCUAAGUUCACGGUUUAGUUAGUGGAGUUCUGAAUAUUUUGAACUUAUGGAAACAUAAGACUAUAUCUUUCUAAGUUUCUUUUAUAAUUUAAUAAAUUUUUUAAAAUUAUGAGUACACAGUAGGUAUAUAUAUUUCUUUUACAAUUUAAAUAUACAUUAGCUUAUUUAAAUUAUUUUUCUUUUUGCUUUAAAAUAGAAUGAUAUAUGGAUGUGUAUUUGUAAAUAAGGAUAUUCUUAGGUGAAACGUGCUUUUAAUUUUAUUUAUUACUAUUAUCUUAUUUACUGAUAUUGUUAUUGUUAUUAUCAUUUUACUGCAACUGGAUGUCUGUGAAGAAUACAAUGAGUACUAGAAGAGCUGCCAAUGUCUAGGUUUGUGUGAAGGUGCCAGAAUUCAUACUCUAUAUUGCUUUUGCACCAUUAGUGCAAAUGUCAACACAAGAGAAAUGCAAAUUAUUGGUAUUACGGAUCAUGCUUUGAGAACACAGCUGCAUAGUAAUAUUUGAAAACACAAAUAUAACAUUGUUAGACAGUAGCAGAAAUGUAGAUAUGUCAGAGAAAAAUAAGUAUUUAAGGACCAGGUGAGGAUAUAAAUGCUUCGGCUAUCUGGGGCAGUGAGGUCGGUAUUGCAUCACACCAAUUACUGCGAACAUGGAAGUCACUUCAUGGAAGGACAUGGGACUUGGGCUGUACCUCAUAGUUUCACAGUUUUUAAAUAAAAGCUCUAAUAAACAUUAGCAGAAUUUAUGCAAAACUAUGAUGAAGUGAUGCAGUCAAAAUUUUUAUUACAUUUAGAUAUCAUACCCUCCUGUAGCUUACCCUUAUUUGAAGCAUUGAACAGCCAAUUAAGAAUCUGUCACCAUGCAACCUACUCAUCUGACAAAGGGCUAAUAUCCAGAAUCUACAGUGAACUCCAACAAAUUUACAAGAAACAAACAAACAACCCCAUCAAAAAGUGGGCAAAGUAUAUGAACAGACACUUCUCAAAAGAAGACAUUUAUGCAUCCAAAAGACACAUGAAAAAAUGCUCAUCAUCACUGGCCAUCAGAGAAAUGCAAAUCAAAACCACAACGAGAUACCAUCUCACACCAGUUAGAAUGGCAAUCAUUAAAAAGUCAGGAAACAACAGGUGCUGGAGAGGAUGUGGAGAAAUAGGAACACUUUUACACUGUUGGUGGGACUGUAAACUAGUUCAACCAUUGUGGAAGUCAGUGUGGCGAUUCCUCAGGGAUCUAGAACUAGAAAUACCAUUUGACCCAGCCAUCCCAUUACUGGGUAUAUACCAAAGGACUAUAAAUCAUGCUGUUAUAAAGACACAUGCACACGUAUGUUUAUUGUGGCACUAUUCACAAUAGCAAAGACUUGGAACCGACCCAAAUGUCCAACAAUGAUAGACUGGAUUAAGAAAAUGUGGCACAUAUACACCAUGGAAUACUAUGCAGCCAUAAAAAAUGAUGAGUUCAUGUCCUUUGUAGGGACAUGGAUGAAACUGGAAAUCAUCAUUCUCAGUAAACUAUCGCAAGGACAAAAAACCAAACACCGCAUGUUCUCACUCAUAGAUGGGAAUUGAACAAUGAGAACACAUGGACACAGGAAGGGGAACACCACACUCUGGGGACUGUUGUGGGGUGGGGGAAGGGGGAGGGAUAGCAUUAGGAGAUAUCCCAAUGCUAAAUGACGAGUUAAUGGGUGCAGCACACCAGCAUGGCACAUGUAUACAUAUGUAACUAACCUGCACAUUGUGCACAUGUACCCUAAAACUUAAAGUAUAAUAAUAAUAAAAAAAA
Molecule: messenger RNA, 3911 nt
Organism: Homo sapiens (human)
Lineage: Eukaryota; Metazoa; Chordata; Mammalia; Primates; Hominidae
Gene: ZC3H11D
Product: zinc finger CCCH-type containing 11D
Exons: 10
Coding region: 282-1469 (395 amino acids)
Source: RefSeq, a predicted model, not a curated record